Molecule: messenger RNA, 2342 nt
Organism: Schizosaccharomyces cryophilus OY26
Lineage: Eukaryota; Fungi; Ascomycota; Schizosaccharomycetes; Schizosaccharomycetales; Schizosaccharomycetaceae
Product: anthranilate synthase component II
Exons: 1
Coding region: 1-2289 (762 amino acids)
Biological process (GO): L-tryptophan biosynthetic process
Cellular component (GO): cytosol
Molecular function (GO): phosphoribosylanthranilate isomerase activity; anthranilate synthase activity; indole-3-glycerol-phosphate synthase activity
Source: RefSeq, a predicted model, not a curated record
AUGACUCAACAUGAGGUUCCUAAGGAAGAGUCUUCCGAAACUAAAAUCGUUUUGGAAGGCGAAACGGAACGUCCCAUCGUCAUGAUUGAUAAUUACGAUAGUUUUACUUGGAACAUCGUGCAGUAUCUUUCGAAUUUAGAAAAGAGGUACCCGAUUUUGGUCAUUCGCAACGAUGAACUCACUGUGGACGAACUCGAACAAAUUAAUCCCUUGAAGCUCAUCCUGUCACCAGGCCCUGGUCAUCCGGCCCGUGACGGUGGCAUCUGCAACGAAGCCAUCUCUCGUUUCGCUGGAAAGAUUCCUAUUUUCGGAGUAUGUAUGGGCUUACAAUGCCUUUUUGAAAGCAUGGGCGGCAACGUCGAAUCCGCUGGCGAAAUCAUCCAUGGUAAAGUUUCAAAAAUAUACCACGACGGUCUAGGUCUGUUUCAAGGAAUCCCUCAGGGAAUUUCCGUCACCCGUUACCAUUCUUUGGCCGGAACCAUCAAGUCGCUUCCUUCCGACUUGGAAGUGACGAGCUGGACUGAAAAUGGUAUUAUCAUGGGUGCUCGUCAUAAAAAGUAUGCCAUCGAAGGUGUUCAAUACCAUCCCGAGAGUAUUCUCAGCGAAUACGGAAAAGAGUAUAUUCAAAACUUUUUAAACCUGACUGCCGGCACUUGGGAAGAAAAUAAUGUUAGUAUGCCUACAAAAAACAAUGCUUUUAACGAUGCUAUGAAGGAACGUUCCAAUAUGGUUUCGUUUUCUUCUGCUGCUCCUGAGAAUGUCCCCAAGCAAUCUAUUCUCAACAAGAUCCAUGCUCAGCGUCUCAUCGACAUUGCUGAAAGCAAAAAUAGUCGUGGCCAUAGCGUAAACGACUUGCAAACGUAUUUAAAAAUGAACCUUGCUCCUCCUAUGGUUAACUUCUAUGACCGCCUCAAAAAGUCGACUCCGGCUCUUAUGGCUGAGGUCAAGCGUGCUUCUCCUUCCAAAGGAGACAUUGAUCCUUAUGCUAAUGCUGCCCAACAAGCCUUGACUUAUGCAAGGGCUGGUGCUUCUGUUAUUUCUGUUCUCACUGAACCGAAAUGGUUCAGAGGUUCUUUGGAUGAUUUACAGGUUGCACGCCGUGCUGUCGAUCAGGUUGAGGACCGUCCUGCGAUCCUUCGCAAAGAUUUCAUCAUUGACCCUUAUCAAAUUAUGGAAGCUCGUUUAAAUGGUGCUGACUCUGUCUUGCUAAUUGUUGCUAUGUUGAGCUAUGAGCAAUUGGAAUCUCUGUACAAGUUUGCUAAAUCUUUAGAGAUGGAGCCCCUGGUUGAAGUUAAUUGCGCAAGCGAAAUGGAACUUGCUAUAAAAUUAGGUGCCAAGGUAAUUGGUGUGAACAAUCGUAAUUUACACAGUUUCGAGGUAGACUUAUCUACCACCUCUAAAUUAGUUGACAUGGUUCCCAAGGACGUUGUUUUGGCUGCUCUCAGCGGUAUCAGCUCCAGAGCCGAUGUUGAACUAUACAUGAAGCAAGGGGUUUCUGCUGUCCUCGUCGGUGAGUCGUUGAUGCGCUCUCCUGAUCCUGCUGCCUUUGCACAGGAGCUUCUUCAUGGAUCACCCAAAGAACAGGGCUCAGAUGCUUCUUCUAAGCCCCUUGUAAAGGUAUGUGGUACUCGCACUGUUGCAGCCGCUAAAACGAUUAUAGAAUCAGGAGGCGAUUUGAUAGGCCUUAUUUUCGCUGAUAAAAGUAAGCGGAGGGUGGAUCUCCAAGUCGCUAAAGAAAUUGUUCAAUUAGCUCAUUCUAACGUUCGUAACUACCGAGGCAUGGAAAGCCAACUGGGAGAACAUAAGGAUUGGUUCCGUUAUCAUUAUCAAAAAAUUGCUAAAUCUACUCAUCCAUUGGUAGUUGGUGUGUUCAAGAACCAACCUAUAGAAUAUAUUAAAGAAAUACUGUCAGAAGUCGAUCUUGAUAUCAUCCAGCUGCACGGACAAGAGCCUUUAGAAUGGGCCAAUGAACUACAAAAACCUGUUUUUAAGGUAUUUUCUCCUAAUGCAUCGGAACUGAUGACACCAAACUACCACAUUCUUCCUCUCAUUGAUGCAUUUGUCGGAGGCCAGUCAGGAGGCUUAGGCAAAACUGUUGAUUGGAAAGCGGCCUCUCAAAUAACUAUUCCUUAUGUUUUAGCUGGAGGACUGACCGCCGAGAAUGUUCAAGAUGCUUUGACUGCUUCUCAUGCUGCGAUCGUCGAUGUUUCUAGUGGAGUGGAAACGGAAGGUAUUCAAGAUGAUGAUAAAAUCAGAAAGUUUAUUGAAAAUGCCAAAAAAACAAUUUAAAAGAAUUGUUAUUUUCUAAAAUUGUAUAGUUAUGAAGAAUUUUUUUUUUUGGA